AUUUACUUAAUUAUUUUGUUUAUGCGAACAAUGUUCAUUUUACUAUAUCCCAUCAAGAAGAACUCUCUUCGAUGAUUGUUCAUUUCGAAAGUUUUAUUUUGUUUACUCCAUUUGAAAAGUGUUAUAUAGGGGAAUGAAGUUACAUAUAUGCAAACAUUUUCUCAAGGUGACAAAAAUUAUUCUAUGAUUGUUCAUUUCGAAAGAAUUUUCUCAAGGUGACAAAAAUUAUUGGGGUGAGAGAGGCUCGAACUCUCGACCUCAGGAUCACUCUAUUGCUAUGAGACCUACGCGCUAACCAACUGCGCCACCACCCCAAUUUACAAUACCAUAGUUAUCAUUCGAAUUUCAUACUAGCUUUGAAAGCAAGUAAAUUAGUGUUUGUCAUUUUGUUUAGGGAUUACAAUGAGGUGGGUCCGAGAAAAAUAAUGAAUAAAUGUUACUCUAUCUUAACUAGUUUAGAUUUUAUGUUAUCCAUAUACAAGAUUCUUGUAGUAAAUAAAACUACACUCGUAUUCAAUAAAAAAUAAUAGAUUUCUCCAUAUCAUCUUAAUUGAUGUACUACCAAUACAAUCAUAUUAACAUUAUGCAAAUAAAAAAUUACAAAUCACCAAUACUAAGAGAAAUAGUAAAAAAGAACACUAAUUAAAUCAUGAGAAAUUAUAUGUGUAUUAUAAAAAAAAAAUUCUUAGAAAUUGUCAUUUUUUCUUAUUAUAUACGUUAAGGCAAAUGGACACUAAAAUAGAAUAUGUCGGUCAAUAUGCCCAAUAUUUCUGCUGCAUAUACGAUGUUUAAGAUAUGUAAGUGAUCACUUUGAUACAUUUCAAAGCGCCCUAAGUCAUAUUGAAUUGACAUUUAUACUCUGACUUCAAUUUUCUUAAUCUCUACCUCCUUGUUGCGUCCCGCCCACCAGCCAAUUGUCGGCUGCCGCCGCUGUUUUCCAGAACCCAAACCCGCCGCAGCUCCCAUUCCCCAACCCAACUUCGUUCUAUCUUCCCACCGCCUACCUCCCUGUCAAUUUCCAAGUUAAUUUAUUCUUCUUCCCAAAUCCAUUUCCCUUUCCCGUCUCCGUCAAAUCACUUUAAACAAAUAUACUAAAAUCAAACAAAAAUAAAGAAAGGGAAAAGAAGGAAGCAGAAGGCAAAGAAACCCCAUUUCCCAAACCCGUUGCCGGUCGCCUGUCGCUGCCGAAAAAAGAAUUUGAUAAGCUUCCCAAUCAUCUUUUUCUGGGCUAAGGAUACCGAUGCUAGAAAUGGGUUGAGUUCCCGUGUCUGAACCGCUCGGCCCGGCCUCUCUUCCCAUUGUUGGAAUUCAUUGAUUGAUGGUGGCCUGCCGUUGGAAUGGGGAAGGAGGGAAAUGGAAUGGAUCAAAAUUUAAUGAGAAGGGUAAGAGUGUAAUUUUAUUAUGGUUUAGGGCGAUAAAUUCAAAUAUUUAGGGCGACGAAUAGCAAUCCCCUGCAAUAAGCAGUGCGCUUAUGUCUGUUUGGCGCCAGGACUAAUACGCCACCGUUUUAAGCGUGGCGGGAAUUGUUCUUCACGGGCACUCCCAUCCCGGGAAGGCGCGCCAACCGCUAGUUCCGCCAAUCCUUACACCAGUUGGAUUACUAUUCCUUUUUCCAAUUGGGUUCGGUCUCAAAUUCCUUUUCAUAUAUAAUAAUUCACAGAACCCCAAUCCUUUCCAGACUCUCCCUAUCCGUGCCGACGCUAUUGCGAUUCCUCCCUUCUUAGUUUUUCCCCACUUCGCGCAGUUUCCCCUGCGUUCGAAAGCUAGGGUUCCGACGACAGUUCUGCGGCGAUGGCACAUCCACCGGUGGGUUUCGCUGCUCUGCACGAUGGCUUCCCCCUAAAUCUGAAAGCAAGAAUUUCAGCGGCAGUCGGCGGGGAAGCCGUCUGUUCCUUGGGGACAACGUUUACUCGCGUGAUGAGGAAGAGAUUGAUGGCAACGGACCUCAGCCCGCACCACGGCCGUCUGUCCAUCCCCGGUAAGGAGAACGCCCGCGAGCUCUUGGAAAUUCUGACAGAUGAAGAAUGGUCGGAGCUGAAGAUGGGGGAGAAGAUCAAGUUGAGGUUUUUCCUGGGCCCAGAUCUCGAGGUCGCCUCCCCCGACGAAGGGUCUUCUUGCCUGGCCAUGUGGGAAAUGGCGAGAAGCACAGUUUUCGCGGUGACCGGCGGCGGGUGGAGAUGGGUGCUGAAGGAGAUCGGAAGGCUGGAUAUGAGGUGCGAUGAUGUGAUUCAGUUGUGGAGCUUCAGGCUGAAGACUCAGGGGAGCUCUGUUUCGUACUCGUUACCGCCAACACGAGAAGAUUAGUUGCUGACAGGGAGCGCGUUGAAGAGCAAGAAGCCGCAGCAGCAGCAAUGGCAGCACUGUCACUCGAAAGAAGGAGAAGAGCACCCAGUUGCUGGUUUGACACAAUUGAAGCUCUCUGAUUAGCAUCGAGCUCUGGACAAUGGUUCCUAUUUGUUUUGGUUAAUGGCACUCUGUUUAUCGAAUGAAGAAGUCUACGUUUU
Messenger RNA from Linum trigynum, 2504 nucleotides. The record is from the annotation of a GenBank genome assembly. NCBI's taxonomy places the organism in Eukaryota, Viridiplantae, Streptophyta, Magnoliopsida, Malpighiales, Linaceae.